AAACUGGCGCAAGUCAGCCUUCACCAGGUGGGGUUAUCCCAAGCGUUGCCUCAGAACAUGUCGCAGACGAUCCAGAUUUCACAUUCUAUGUCUCAGUCGAUGAGUCAAAUGUCAGAUGAUGAACCCUCAUCGCCGGAGUCAACAACCUUCGAUGGCUCGGACCUGCUGAGUUCCACAGUCAGCGAUGAAGUCACCGCGCAGCUAGCGGCCGCAGGGCCCGUUGGGGUAGCUGCCGCCGCCGCCAUUGCUACAGGGAAGAAACGGAAAAGACCGCAUUCUUUUGAAACGAACCCUUCUAUUCGUAAACGGCAGCAAACUCGUCUUCUCCGGAAGUUGAGAGCCACUAUUGAUGAAUAUACAACAAGGGUAGGGCAACAAGCUGUUGUUCUGUGUGUGUGUCCUGGCAAGCCAAAUCCACUUUUCAAGGUGUUUGGAGCUGUACCACUAGAAAAUGUGGUAAGAAACCUUAAGCAGCUUGUCCUUCAGGAUUUAGAGCAUGCGUUAGCUGAACACGCUCCACCACCACCCCCAGAAAACCCAGAUACCUACACACUUCCUCCUCUGGUCAUUGAUGGUAUACCCACUCCUGUGGACAAAAUGACACAAGCCCAACUGCGAGCAUUCAUUCCAAUGAUGUUGCGGUAUUCCACUGGUCGUGGAAAGCCAGGAUGGGGAAAAGAUUCUACGAGACCAGCUUGGUGGCCGUCUGACCUGCCUUGGCAAAACGUGCGCAGUGAUUGCCGCAGUGAAGAUGAAAAAGCAAGGAUUUCGUGGACAAACGCGUUAAGGCAAAUCGUAAAGAACUGCUACAAAUUCCAUGGGAGAGAAGACCUACUACCUGCAUUCACUGAAGGAGAUGCACCCCAGCACCAGUAUGUCCAAACACCGCAUCAAAUGGUCCAUACAAUUUCAAAUGCAGAUGGAACUGUGUCUCUCAUUCAAGUGGAUGCUUCAGGUGCUGUGAGUACAUUGUCAGAUGCAGCAACCUCACAGACUGAGGCAACACAAGCUGUGGCAACAUUAGCAGAAGUUGCAGCAGCAACUCAAGUUGAGGUUACCCUGUCCCAUCCAGGACAGAGUGAUGGUGUUUCCAUUGACCAAAGUGAUUUGUCACAUACCGAGGCAAUUGCACAAGCAGCAGUAGCCACUCUUGCCGAAGCGACAUUAGCAGAUGGAGGACAAAUUGUCUUGCCAGAACAUGCAGCUGCUGCAGCAGCAGCUUUAGCAAAUGUUCCAGACAACAUGAAUACUUCUAACAUGGUGACCAUCCCAGUCCAGGCAGCUGCAUCCCUUAUGCAGAUUCAAACACAUCAUCUACCAGUAAGUACCCAUACUCAGUACAUGUCAGCAUCAGUACCUCAAGUAGCCAUGGCACCACAUUCAAUAAUUCAGACAGUAACAACUUCGGCAGUGGGAGGACAUGAGGUCCACACACACAUGGCUGACACAUGCGAGGGUGUGCCAGUGGCCACCCAAGCAGUGGAGGUAGUAACACUAGAAAAUGCCCCAGAUCCCAUGUCUUGA
Porites evermanni is the source of this 1524-nucleotide messenger RNA. NCBI's taxonomy places the organism in Eukaryota, Metazoa, Cnidaria, Anthozoa, Scleractinia, Poritidae. The record is from the annotation of a GenBank genome assembly.